AUGGCUUCGAGGAACCAAUCGGAUUUCCAAGAUUUGUUGCCCCUCAUGGCCGAGAAGCUCGGCGGGGACGGAUUAAUCGGCGAGCUCUGUAAUGGGUUCCGGCUGUUGAUGGAUUCGGACAAGGGCGUCAUCACAUUCGACAGCCUGAAAAAGAACUCUGCUUUCUUGGGCCUGCAAGAACUCUCGGACGACGAUAUACGAGGUAUGCUGAAAGAGGGCGAUUUUGAUGGAGAUGGGGCGCUUAAUCAGAUGGAAUUCUGCGUGUUGAUGUUCCGGUUGAGCCCCGAUUUGAUGGAUCAGUCUCGGUAUUUGUUGGAGGAGGCUCUUCAGAGAGAAGGGUUCAAUAUACUUUGA
This is a messenger RNA of Striga hermonthica, 354 nucleotides long. The record is from the annotation of a GenBank genome assembly. NCBI's taxonomy places the organism in Eukaryota, Viridiplantae, Streptophyta, Magnoliopsida, Lamiales, Orobanchaceae.